Molecule: messenger RNA, 4526 nt
Organism: Diospyros lotus (date-plum)
Lineage: Eukaryota; Viridiplantae; Streptophyta; Magnoliopsida; Ericales; Ebenaceae
Product: DNA ligase 6
Exons: 19
Coding region: 118-4341 (1407 amino acids)
Biological process (GO): DNA repair; DNA recombination; lagging strand elongation
Molecular function (GO): DNA binding; ATP binding; DNA ligase (ATP) activity
Source: RefSeq, a predicted model, not a curated record
UCUCCAUGAACACGAACGCCUUGCCGCCGUUGCUACAUCCCCACCCCACUCUUCCGCCACGGGGAAGAGACUCCAUACUCUUCCGUUACCUGUCGAUGUGACCAUCCAAGCACAGCCAUGUCCGAAUCCUCUCAAACCCUAACCCUAGAUUCCUCAACUCUCUACCUCAACGCUCACAACUCUUUCUCUCUGCAAUCCCCACAGACUCCUCCGCCCCUCUCUUUCCCUCUCCCACCGGUCCCCAGCGGCUUUCCGCAUUCCAAAAUCAUCCCCAAAACCCGCUUCCUCGUCGACGCGUUCCGCCACGCCGGCGAUUUCUCCGUCUCGUACUUCCUCUCCCACUUCCACUCCGACCACUACGCUGGACUCGCCCCCAAUUGGUGCAGAGGCAUCAUCUUCUGCUCUCACACCACUUCUCGCCUUGUCAUCGAAGUGCUGAAGCUCUCUUCGUUGUUUGUUGUUCCAUUGCCGCUCUCCGAGCCGGUUUUGAUUGAUGGCUGUGAGCUAACGCUCAUCGACGCGAAUCACUGUCCCGGCGCUGUCCAAUUCUUGUUUAAAGUUCCGGGUGCUGGUGGUAAGGUUGAGAGGUAUGUUCACACGGGUGAUUUCCGGUAUUGUGAUUCUAUGAAACUAGACCCUGUUUUGAGUGACUUUGUUGGCUCUGAUGCGGUAUUCUUGGACACAACGUAUUGUAACCCGAAAUUUGUGUUCCCGCCGCAAGAAGAGUCCAUUGACUAUAUUGUUAGCGUGAUAGAGAGGAAUGGGGUCGAGAAUCAAGGUCCCGCAAAGUCCAUUUUGUUUCUUGUCGCUACUUAUGUUAUUGGGAAAGAGAGGAUUUUACUAGAAAUUUCACGCAGGUGUAAGCGGAAGGUGCAUGUGGAUGGUAGAAAGAUGACAAUUUUGUGCAUUUUGGGAAUUGGGAAAGAUGGGACUUUUACUGAGGAUGAAUCUGAAAGUGAUGUCCAUGUUGUUGGGUGGAAUUUGUUGGGUGAAACGUGGCCUUAUUUCCGACCCAACUUUGUGAAAAUGAAGGAGAUUAUGAAUGAGAAAGGGUACUCGAAGGUUGUGGGUUUUGUCCCAACAGGGUGGACAUACGAAGUGAAGCAUAAGAAAUUUGCAGUUAGGAUUAAGGAUGUCUUUGAGAUACACCUUGUACCAUAUAGUGAACAUUCAAAUUAUGACGAGCUUAGAGAGUACGUGAAGUUCUUGAAACCAAAACGUGUUAUUCCAACAGUAGGUGUGGAUAUUGAGAAACUUGAUGGCAAACAUGCCAAGUCUAUGCAGAAGCAUUUUUCUGGUUUGGUUGAUGAAAUGGCCAUCAAACAAGAGUUCUUGAUGGGAUUUCUUCAUCGAAUUGGGGAACCAGAGAAUAAGGUUGAGAAGGAUACUGGCCCUACCAUCGAGAAUAAGAUGGACCAGUUAGAAGAGGUCCAGCAGCUAAGAGAACUUAACCCCAAUCAGGAACUUGAUAAAGGAAAGUUUUCAGAUGUGCCGUCUUCUUUGGUAGCAUCUGGUGCACAAGAUUUGGUGUUAAGUGGUCGUGAAAAAGAUGAACUCAUUCAACAACUUCGUGACUGUUUGCCCAUUUGGGUUUCUCAAAAGCAGAUGUUUGAUUUGCUUAACAGCUCAGGUGGAGAUAUUGUUGAAGCAGUUUCCAAUUUUUAUGAACACGAAACUGAGUUUUAUGAGCAGAUAAUUUCUUGUACCUCAUCUGCUUGUACAUUGCCGGCUGUUCCAAUUUCUGAAUCUGCAGCACUUGCCAAACCAUGUCUAUUUAAAAGCCCUAAUAGAAAUGGGGAUGUUACUCAACGCCAAAUUUUCAAAUCACCGAGCACAAGGAACUUGACUAAGAGCAGUCUUUCUCCAGGAAAAAAUAGGAGAAAUGUGGAUAAUAAACGUAGCAAGAAAGCAAAAAGAAAUUCAAAUCUGGAAUUUAGUGGUUCAAAGCAAUCUACUAUAACAAGUUUUUUCACUAAACUUGCACCUAAUGCUUCCCACUGUGCUGAGAUUGAAAAACCGUUAGUGGAAUGCCCAAAUGACGAAAAUGUGUUGCCAAGUCAUCCUAUUAAGUCUUAUGAAGAGGAGGUAGACCAAUUUAUUCAGAUCAUAAAUGGGAGUGAAUCAUUAAGGAGUUAUGCUGCCACUAUCCUGCAGGAGACAAAAGGGGACAUAAACUUGGCACUGGACAAAUAUUAUGCUAAUCCUGGGGGCAACUUUGGUGAGAAUAACAGAAGGUUGGUAGACAUUGGAAGAUCUUCACAAAAUGAACGCAGUGUUUGGGAUAGCUCUUCCUGCAAAGAGAAAAUAGUGUCAGAGGUAUCAGGAAAUAAAAUUAAUAUGCCUGUGCCUGGGCUGUUGGCUGAGAGAGAUGUGAUGAAUCUUGUAUCACUGCCACCAGAAAAGUACUUUCCCAUAGAGCAUGCAUGCUGGACAUACGGGCAGUCUGCUCCUUAUGUCCAUCUUUCACGAACUUUUGACCUGGUUGAGGAUGAAAAGGGCAAAAUAAAAGCUACAUCCAUGCUAUGCAAUAUGUUUAGAAGCUUGCUGGCCUUGUCUCAAGACGAUGUGCUACCUGCUGUAUACUUGUGCACAAACAAUAUUGCUCCUGACCAUGAAAAUAAGGAACUGAAUAUUGGUGGAAGUAUAGUUGUGGCAGCAUUAGAGGAGGCAUGUGGGACCAAUAGAUCUAAAAUAAAGGAACUGUAUGACAGCUUAGGUGAUCUUGGUGAUGUUGCACAACUGUGCAGACAAACACAGUCACUACUUGCUCCUCCACCACCACUGUCAAUCAAAGGUGUAUUUUCCACUCUGCAGAAGAUAAGUGAACAAACAGGUAGUGGAAGUACAUUACGAAAGAAAAGCCUUAUUGUAAACCUCAUGCGUUCCUGUAGAGAGAAGGAGAUGAAGUUCGUUGUGAGAACAUUGGUUAGGAAUUUACGGAUUGGGGCCAUGAUGAGAACCAUCCUACCUGCAUUAGCCCAAGCGGUUGUCAUGAAUUCCUCCCUUCAUGAGGAAACAGUUGAAAAUUUAAAGGAAAGGCUUCAGUGCCUAUCAGCUGCAAUGGUUGAAUCAUAUAACAUGCUUCCAAAUUUGGACUUGCUUGUUCCUCAUCUUUUGGACAAAGGCAUCGAAUUUUCUUCAACAACUUUAUCUAUGGUUCCAGGCAUACCAAUAAAGCCCAUGCUUGCUAGAAUUACUAAUGGCAUUCCACAAGUGUUGAAGACCUUCCAAAAUAAGGCUUUUACAUGCGAGUACAAAUAUGAUGGCCAACGUGCUCAAAUUCACAGAUUGGCUGAUGGGUCUGUGUGUGUCUUUUCACGAAAUGGUGAUGAAACAACAUCAAGAUUUCCUGAUGUGGUUAGCAUAAUCAAGGAAUCAUGUAGUCCUACUGCUGCAACUUUCAUAGUGGAUGCUGAGGUAGUCGCUGUUGACAGGAAGAAUGGUCACAAACUUUUGUCCUUUCAAGAGCUAUCUUCCCGAGAGAGAGGGAGCAAAAAUUCACUGAUUACAGUGGGUAGCGUAAAGGUUGAUAUUUGUGUGUUUGUCUUCGAUAUCAUGUUCAUUAAUGGAGAGCAGUUGUUGAAGUCCCCUCUCCGUGAAAGACGAAAAUAUUUGAAAGAUUUGUUCGGUGCUGAGAAGCUGGGUUAUUUUGAAUAUGCAAAGGAAACAACAGUGGAAGCAGAUGAUGCUUGUUUGAGCAAUGAGUCCACACUGAAGAAGAUGAAGUCCUUUCUUGAUAAUGCAAUUUCCUCCUCUUGUGAAGGAGUAAUGGUUAAAUCUCUUGAUGUUGAUGCUGGAUAUUCUCCAUCAAAGCGAUCUGAUUCUUGGUUAAAGGUUAAGCGAGAUUAUGUGGAAGGACUUAGUGAUUCCCUCGACUUGGUCCCCAUUGGUGCUUGGCAUGGGAAUGGGAGAAAAGCUGGAUGGUACAGCCCUUUCCUCAUGGCUUGCUACGACCCUGACACUCAAGAAUAUCAAAGCGUUUGCCGGGUCAUGUCUGGUUUCUCAGAUUCUUUCUACAUAGGGAUGAAAGAGUUCUUCUCUGGGGACAAAAUAUUAACCAAAAAGCCAAUCUACUAUCAAACAGCAGAGGCACCUGACAUGUGGUUUUCUCCUGAGCUUGUGUGGGAGAUUAGAGGUGCAGAUUUCACGGUGUCUCCAGUCCACAAGGCUGCUGUCGGUUUAGUUCAUCCAUCCCGGGGCAUCUCUAUCCGAUUCCCUAGAUUCCUUCGCGCUGCAAUAGAUAAAAGGCCGGAGGAGUGUAACACAGCUGUAGAUAUAGCCGAAAUGUUUCAUUCCCAGACACGAAAGCUAGAUGUGAGCAUGACAGACCACCACGGAUAGCUGCUUAUGUGUUUUGAGUGUAGUGAUCUCCUCCUUUCUUCUAGGUUUUUUGGCAGUUACUUGCAUGUAAAACUGCUGCUCUUGGCAACCAAAGAGGAACAGAAACAUUUGUGUAUAGUAGCAGUGUCAAAUCUGCUCUUUUUGUGACCUUGUAAAGCUAGCUAGAGUGCUACAGUUUUUUUUUU